AUUUUCGUCUCCUUCUCGUUCCCUGCCCGCCCUCAUCAUCACCACCACCACCACCACCCUCACCACCGAAACCACCUCGCCGUCCUCCUCCAUCCGCACGGCGCGCGGCGGCAGCAGCAGCAGCAGCAACCUCAUCAACACUCGUUCCACUCCACUGCCCGUCCGUGCCACGACCGCCCUCCGCUCUACGCUGUGUCCUCCGCUGCUCUGCUGUGCAUCGCAUCUCAGGUCGACCAGCAGCCUGUGCUCGUCCUCACUACGCCAGCCCCCCCGUCAAGCGGCGGCACACGGCUCUCACUACCCCGGCACGAUUGGAUAGCUGGUCUCUCCACACGCGCUCUCGUUCUUCAAAUCUCUCGUCACGCCCGCUGUGCAGAGAUUCUGCCCCUCCACCAUCAACGUGGCCCCCAAUACGGAAUUUGCGGCUCCACGGAAUCGCGGCGACUACUCCAAGAUGUCCGAUAUUGAGAAGAUGAUCGGUGGCGACUACGCCCAGCUCACCAACACCAACAUUCGCAGUUUCGGCUGGAAAGGCGUCACGGUCACAGUCAAGGACAGGCAGUCACAGCAACCCAAGACCAUCCUGUCCGAUAUCCAUGGCAUUGUCAAGGCUGGCGAAUUGCUCGCCUUGAUGGGACCAUCUGGUUCCGGCAAGUCCACUCUUUUAAACGUACUGGCUCAUCGCACUCACUCACUGGCGGCCAAUGUCAAGGCCGCCAUCUACAUCAAUGGCUCCGCGGCCAACCCAAAAACAUUUCGUCGUAUUUCAGCAUACGUCGAGCAGGAGGACGCCCUGGUCGGUUCCCUCACUGUGCGAGAAACUUUGAACUUUGCCGCUCGCUUGUCGCUGCCCUCAACGGUCAGCAAACUGGAGCGCAUCCAGCGAAUCGAAGCGUUGCUCACGGCUUUCGGUCUCAAAGGCCAAGCCAACAACUUGAUCGGAACGCCCAUUAGGAAGGGCAUUUCUGGUGGUCAGAAGCGCCGUGUUUCAGUCGCGGCCCAGUUGAUCACCAGCCCGAAACUACUUUUCCUCGAUGAGCCCACGUCCGGUCUUGACUCUGCCGCCUCGUUCGAGGUCAUCUCCUUCGUCAAAGACAUCGCGAAGAAGCACAACUUGAUCGUGAUCGCCUCGAUACAUCAGCCUUCAACCUCCACUUUUGCCAUGUUUGACAAGCUCCUUCUGCUUUCCCAGGGUGGGACUGCAUACAGUGGUCCUGUAUCAGAGGUACAGCCUUACUUCGAUGCCUGUGGAUUUCCCAUUCCACUCUACAUGAAUCCCGCAGAAUUCAUCAUCGACUUCGUCAAUACGGAUUUUGCCCGCGAUCGAAGCGAAGUGGAUCAACAGCUUAACAUGGUGCAUUCAUCAUGGCACAAGUCUCGACUCGCCACUGCCACCGUCACCGAACUGACCGAUGAGAUGGCUCGCAACUCCAUGGAUACCGAUGUGACUGCCGACACGAAGGAAGAGGCUGCUGGCAAAUUCGCGAUUCCCAUGGCCUUGGUCCACAGAUCGUUCAUCAAGUCGUACCGUGAUAUCAUCGCCUAUGGCAUUCGUAUCGCAAUGUACAUGGGCCUCGCCGUCAUGAUGGGUACAGUUUGGCUCCGUCUCAACCCAGAUCAGGGUAAUAUCCAGUCCUUCAUCAACGCCAUCUUCUUCGGUGGUGCGUUCAUGUCGUUCAUGGCUGUGGCAUAUAUUCCGGCAUUCCUCGAGGAUCGUGCUCUGUUCAUCAAGGAGCGCGCCAACGGUCUCUAUGGUCCCAGCUCCUUUUUGCUCGCAAAUUUCAUUACAGGAAUACCGUACCUGUUCCUGAUCUCUAUGCUGUUCUCCAUUGUGGCAUAUUGGUUAUCAAACUUCCGACCUACUGCCGAGGCGUUCUUCACAUGGGUCAUGUGGCUUUUCCUGGAUCUCAUUGCCGCCGAGUCUCUCGUGGUCCUGAUCAGCUCCCUGAUUCCCAUCUUCGUCGUCGCCCUGGCAGGUACAGCUUUCGCCAACGGCCUCUGGAUGUGCACAGGAGGUUUCCUUGUGCCUCCCCAGACCCUCAAUCCGUUCUGGCGCUAUGUCUUCCAUUACAUUGACUACCAAUCCUACGUCUUUCAAGGCAUGAUGGUCAAUGAGUUUGGCAAGCGUAACUUCACUUGUGGCACAAACUCACAAGGUGAAUGCUCAUGUCUUUACGAGACAGAGCUUGCACACCAAUGCCUGAUUGCUGGAACCGGCGUUCUCAAGAACUAUGGUUACAAGACAGGCGAGACUGGCAAAUGGGUUGGCAUCAUGAUUGGCAUCAUUUGCGGCUACAGACUACUUGGAUGGUUGACACUCUCCUUGCGCAAGAACUGAGCUAAGCUUCAAGCUCUCUCUUCUUAACGUCAAGUGCUACGAAAUGUGAGCGAAAAUUUACUGCACCAUGAAUGUAUAAUCACCUGGAUAGUCUUGUUUUACAUUGGGAUCACGAAUGGGGUCAACAGGACAAAAGGCGCCAUUAGGGGCGUUAGACAGCCAGAUAUUACAAUGUUACUCUCUUUUAUCACUCUAC
Messenger RNA from Sphaerulina musiva SO2202, 2534 nucleotides. Its product is annotated as ABC transporter. NCBI's taxonomy places the organism in Eukaryota, Fungi, Ascomycota, Dothideomycetes, Mycosphaerellales, Mycosphaerellaceae. Gene Ontology annotation, molecular function: ABC-type transporter activity; ATP hydrolysis activity; ATP binding. The coding region runs from base 455 to 2338 and encodes 627 amino acids. Gene Ontology annotation, cellular component: membrane. The transcript has 3 exons. The record is from RefSeq and is a predicted model, not a curated record.